AUGUCCUCAUUUGUUUUUCCCAGUAUUGCUUUAACUAAGAUUGCUCAAGAACUUUAUGAAAAACAGAAAAACUUUUAUAGAGAGAAUUAUGUAGAAAAAAAUAAUUAUGAAUUAUUGGAAGACUUUCCAGAGUGGCUUGAUGGAAUAGGGUUAAAAAUAUUGGCUCCAUAUUUCGAAAACAUGAAAUGGCAAGAAGUUAUGUCGUUAAGCACUAGAAAUUUAAUUGAUAUGGGAAUCAAGAAUUCAAAUAUUAGAAGUUUAUUGAUUAGACAUUUUUGGAGAUCCAAAGUGAUACAUAUUAAAUCGAAAGAAUUAAUCUUAACGCAAGUUCAAUUAAACUACCGCGAUAGAGAUUUUCAAAUGAUUGGAAGGGAUCUUGCGGUUGAUCCUUAUUUAUUAAAGGAUUUGAAAUUUUGCCUUAAUGCAAUGGGAUACGCUUAUUCAAAUUUUGCUCCAUUUUUUUAUGGUAAAACUUGGCAAGAAAUUAUUGAUAUGAACGUCAAUAAUUUAUGGGAUAAUCAUAUUAAUGGUAGCAAACGAAGAAGUGAUGAAUUAAAAAAAAUAUAUCAAACAAAUAAAUUCUGA
Molecule: messenger RNA, 585 nt
Organism: Diversispora eburnea
Lineage: Eukaryota; Fungi; Glomeromycota; Glomeromycetes; Diversisporales; Diversisporaceae
Source: the annotation of a GenBank genome assembly